Molecule: messenger RNA, 1586 nt
Organism: Ochotona curzoniae (black-lipped pika)
Lineage: Eukaryota; Metazoa; Chordata; Mammalia; Lagomorpha; Ochotonidae
Gene: ACP5
Product: acid phosphatase 5, tartrate resistant
Exons: 5
Coding region: 306-1283 (325 amino acids)
Biological process (GO): bone resorption
Molecular function (GO): ferrous iron binding; ferric iron binding; acid phosphatase activity
Source: RefSeq, a predicted model, not a curated record
ACGCGGCGGCCGCCCUCCCCGCUGCUCCGGCGGCUCACCUGGGCUGGCCCGGGGCCCCCGCGGCAGGGCGGGCCGCCCGACGCCUCUUUAAAACGCGCGGCCAGCCUGGAGAGCCAGCUCUCUCCGGUGCGAACCUGUAGCUGCGUCUCUGGACCCUCGGGAGCCACGCCGGUGCGCCCAGACCCGCCUGGCUGGACCCCGGGCGUCCCGCGCGCGCGUCUCCAUCCGAGGGGUCGCCGCCUGCCCCGCGCCACGCCAGCUCCUCCGUCCUGUUCGUCCCCUCCCUGAGGGGCUGGGGGACACGGAUGGACCCCUGGACCUUCCUUCUGAUCCUGCAAGGCGUCCUCCUGCUGCCCGGCGCCGACGGUGCCACCCCCACGCUGCGCUUUGUGGCCGUGGGUGACUGGGGAGGCGUCCCCAAUGCCCCAUUCCACACGGCCCGGGAGAUGGCCAAUGCCAAGCAAAUGAGCAAGGUCGUGCAGAUGCUGGGCGCCCACUUCGUCCUGUCCCUGGGCGACAACUUCUACUUCAACGGCGUGCAGAGUGUCAAUGACAAAAGGUUCCAGGAAACCUUCGAGGACGUGUUCAACGACCGCUCGCUCCAGAGAGUGCCCUGGUACGUGCUGGCCGGGAACCAUGACCACCUCGGCAACGUCUCGGCCCAGAUCGCCUACUCCAAAGUCUCCAAGCGCUGGAACUUUCCUGGUCUCUUCUACCGGCUACACUUCCGAAUCCCUCGCACCAACGUGUCCGUGGCCAUCUUCAUGCUGGACACAGUGACGCUGUGCGGCAACUCCCACGACUUCCUCAGCCAGCAGCCCGAGAGGCCCCGGGACCUGGGCCUGGCCCGCACCCAGCUGGCCUGGCUCAAGCGACACCUGAUGGACGCCAAGGAGGACUACGUGCUGGUGGCCGGCCACUACCCGGUGUGGUCCAUCGCGGAGCACGGCUCGACCCACUGCUUAGUAAAGAAGCUGCAGCCGCUGCUGGUCAAGUACAAGGUCACAGCCUACCUGUGUGGCCAUGACCACAACCUGCAGUACCUGCAGGAUGAGAGCGGCGUGGGCUACGUGCUGAGUGGGGCAGGCAAUUUCAUGGACCCUUCCACGCAGCACCAGCACAGCGUCCCCAAUGGCUACCUCCGCUUCCACUACGGGGCCGAGAGCUCGCUGGGCGGCUUCGUCUACGUGGAGAUCACCCCCAAGGACAUGAGCGUCACCUACAUGGAGGCGUCGGGCAAGUCCCUCUUCAAGACCAAGCUGCCGAGGCGGGCCAAGGCCUGAGGGUCCUGGUGCAGAGGGGGCAUUGGGGCGGCUCAGUGGGCGACCCCCCACCCGCCCCGAGAGUCAGCCCCACGAGCACCAGCAGGAACCACGGCGCCAUGUGGUCCCCGCGCCGUGGCAGGAACGCUGACGUUCUAGGACGCUGGGACAUGGAUUUGGGGAAGCCAGCCCUAGGAGGAAGCUUCAUCCGCCCCUCCCCCAGCGGAGGAUGGGGGUGCAGGGUAGGGAGAGGGCGGGGAGAAAGAAGCGCUUUUUUCUGUCUCUGCCGUUGAAUAAACCAAGAAUCACCAAGUUUGCACUGGA